Thelazia callipaeda (thelaziosis nematode) is the source of this 852-nucleotide messenger RNA. The record is from the annotation of a GenBank genome assembly. NCBI's taxonomy places the organism in Eukaryota, Metazoa, Nematoda, Chromadorea, Rhabditida, Thelaziidae.
AUGAUAUUCCACUGUGAUCUAUGUGGUAUAUUCUGUGCUUUGCUUACUUACAUGGCGAUGUCAUCUUUUGGCUUCUUAUGGGGUGUAUUGCAUGCAGUAACAUUCAACACAUUACUGGUUUUCGCUUUUGCGGCACAUUUUCGAGCCAUGGUCACUGAUCCUGGAAUUGUGCCUAUUAAUGGCAGGGAAUUUGUUAAAAAAUUAUUUCAUGGUGGUAAGAAUCGUUUUGCAAGACUGCUUUCGGAUACUGAAUCGAAUAGUACAGAUACGGAUGGGGAAUUAAUAGAAGAAAAUAAGUUUGUGGCAAAAUUUAAGGGGAAAGGGUGGACACUUUGCACUCGUUGCGAAUCUUAUAGACCACCACGAGCCCAUCACUGCCGCAUUUGUCGACGUCCUUGGGUCAAUAACUGUGUGGGAGAAUACAAUCAAAAAUACUUUCUUCAAUUUCUUUUUUAUGUCGGUUUAUCUUCACUGUACGCUCUGAGUCUGAUUCUGAUUGCUUGGGUCUAUCAUGAUGAAUAUGGUAUUACUGGUUGGAAAGGACCGUAUGGACAAAGUGUACAUCAUGCAAAAAUAUUGCAUACUAUUUUUCUUUCUAUCGAAAGCGCGCUGUUUGGUUUAUUUGUUUUGGCCGUUUCUUGUGAUCAGGUACAAGCAGUUCUUAACGAUGAAACGGCAGUAGAGGCUGUGCAGUGUAGAGGUUUUCGCAAUCGAAUGGAUUUAUCGCGCUCAAAAAUGGAUCUUAUACGAGAAGUUUGUGGAAACGGACCUAUGAUAUUGUGGUUGUUACCAUGCUCAACAUUACCUUCGAGAAUCGAUAUGACUGAAUUCUCGGAACAAUGGCUUGUUUAA